GAGAAAACGACAGACAAGUGGUAACAGAAAACGACGACGUUUAAGUUAGUGCAUCACUUAUCUUUAAAGAAUUGGUGGAUGAAGACAAAAACUGUAAUCGUCAAUCGUCGGGGGCCGGGACAAGGAAAAAACGAGUCGGCUCGGUCCGACGGCGAUUCCGUGACUCAGUCGUCCCCUCGCCGAUGUUACCUUAUAUCACCACAGUAAAUCCGAUUUUGUAGAUUCUCCACCUCCAAGCGAAAAAAAAGAUGAGCUUUGUUUUCCGGGGAAGUAGAGGAGAUUUAGAAAGCGGAUUCGAGAGACGAGCUAUGCGUGUUCAUGGAGCUCGACCAGUGAAUUCUAAUUCCCUCGCUUUUCUGGUUACUGUUCUUCUGCUGUUUAUGAUUCUCAAUUCGCAUCAGAUGCCUCCUAAUUUCCUGCUUUGGCUUGUGCUUGGGGUGUUUUUGAUGGCAACGACCCUUAGGAUGUAUGCGACUUGCCAACAACUUCAAGCUCAAGCUGCUGCUGCAAGUGGCCUCUUCAAUCACACUGAGCUCAGGUUGCACGUGCCUCCUUCCGUUGCCAUUGCAACGAGAGGGCGUCUUCAGGGACUUAGGCUCCAGCUGGCUCUUCUUGAUCGGGAGUUUGAUGACUUAGAUUAUGAAACUCUAAGGGCGCUUGAUUCCGAUAAUGUUCCCACAAGUUCUAUGAGCGAGGAAGAGAUAAAUGCACUUCCAGUUCAUAAGUAUAAGAAGAAGCAAGAUUCUACAAAAGGAAGUAAGAAAGGAACAGAAGACGAGCUCACUUGCUCUGUUUGCCUAGAACAAGUUACCGUAGGGGAAGUUGUUCGCAGCUUACCUUGCUUGCAUCAGUUUCAUGCAGGCUGUAUCGACCCGUGGCUAAGACAGCAAGGAACAUGUCCUGUCUGUAAAUUCAGAGCUCAUUCAGGAUGGCAAGAAGAUGUGAUCGAUGAUGGUGAUGCUUCCGACAUGGUUUGAAAGUUCGGUUUCGGACUCAUGUUAUGUUAUUAAUGUGUGUGUGAAUCGAAAUCAGCAGAUGACCAUGUGAUUGUUGAUGAUUGAUGAUGAGUUUUAACAGUUUGAUUAGUUUAAAUCAUGAAAUGGUAUCGAAGAGUUUAUACACCCUGGUCUCUUGCUUCGUAGCUUCUUCAGGCAAUACAUCAAAGUACCAUUCGUCGGUUCUUCUUGUGAUACUGAUGUUAUCUCAUGAUGUCCAUGCGUGUUAACCACGGUCUGCAUCCUCCGUCAUGUGACAUGUCUUUUGUUAAAGAAGAAGACACAUAUACUAGUUGUUUUAUAUAAGGUUGUUUAUUAAUGAAGUAUAA
Molecule: messenger RNA, 1324 nt
Organism: Thlaspi arvense
Lineage: Eukaryota; Viridiplantae; Streptophyta; Magnoliopsida; Brassicales; Brassicaceae
Source: the annotation of a GenBank genome assembly